This is a messenger RNA of Carcharodon carcharias (great white shark), 1109 nucleotides long. RefSeq names its product arylamine N-acetyltransferase, pineal gland isozyme NAT-10-like. NCBI's taxonomy places the organism in Eukaryota, Metazoa, Chordata, Chondrichthyes, Lamniformes, Lamnidae. The transcript is spliced from 2 exons. Gene Ontology annotation, molecular function: acetyltransferase activity. The record is from RefSeq and is a predicted model, not a curated record. Bases 211 to 1035 code for a protein of 274 amino acids.
CUGGUCUCGGAAUCAGGAAGUGGACCAGGCAGCAGUUUGACAAUCAACAUCACAUGAUCAGGGUGAGUUAGGGGGUCUGUCGCCAGCCCUCCCUACCCCUCACACACGACCUGCCCUGUCCAGUCACCUUGCUGAGCAGGGGGGGAGAGAUCGAGAGGGCAGCAUGGGUGUGGAGCAUGUCCAGGACAUCUGAGGUCACCCAGCACAGGAAUGGAGGUGGGUAAAUACCUGGCCCGGAUCGGCUACCGGGGCCCGACGGAACCCACCCUGGAGAACCUGAUGGCCAUUCACCACUGCCACCUCCUGAGCGUGCCCUUCGGCAGCUUGGCCAUCCACUGCGGGGAGGGGAUUGUGCCGGAGCUGCCUCGACUGUACCGCAAGAUCGUGGAGGAGCGGCGAGGGGGUUUCUGCUACGAGCUGAACAGCCUCUUCGCCUGGCUGCUGGAGGAGCUGGGCUACCCCCUCCGACUCCUGUCCGGCCAGGUCCGCAGCCCCAUCACCGGCCGCUUUGGGCCCCCCUUCGACCACCUGCUGAUCCUGGCCCAGCCGGGCGGGCGGAGCUGGCUGUGCGAUGUGGGUUUCGGCCGAGCUUUCCGCACCCCUCUGCCCCUGGAGGCCGGCAGGCCCCAGGCCCAGGAGAACGGGGUCUUCGAGCUGGGGCUAGAGGCGGGAGCCUGGCACCUGCGGCGCCGGCAGCUGGGGGGCCAGGGCGCCGGGGACACGCUCUACAGGUUCACGCUGGAGGGGCGCCGGCGGGAGGACUUCGGCCCCAUGUGCGAGUACCACCAGCGCUCGCCCAGCUCCGUCUUCGCCUGCAAGGCCUUCUGCUCCCUGCAGCUCCCCCAGGGCAUGGUCACCUACAUGGGCCGCAGGCUGAUCGAGACCGAGUACUCGGCCGGCGGGGAGAGACAAGUCACCACCCGGCUGACGGAGGAGCAGAUCCCCCUGGUCCUGAGGGAGCGCUUCGGGAUUGUGCUGAGGAACACCCUGGUCCCCAGAGACGAGGAUGUCACGCCUCCUCCGGACGAAUACUGAGGAGAACCCGGAGUUGGCGGCGGUGUGGUGGGGGGGGGGCGUGCAGAGCGGGCAGGGGGAGUACUGCUCCUGAG